Messenger RNA from Marasmius oreades (fairy-ring Marasmius), 2649 nucleotides. RefSeq lists its product as uncharacterized. Lineage: Eukaryota; Fungi; Basidiomycota; Agaricomycetes; Agaricales; Marasmiaceae. The record is from RefSeq and is a predicted model, not a curated record. Bases 438 to 1967 code for a protein of 509 amino acids. The transcript is spliced from 3 exons.
CCGGGUCUUUCACCAACCAUCAUGUUGUUGGAAGUCACGCCUUCGAAUUCCCAAACUCAACUUACUUUGGGAAAUUGUACUCUCGUGUCCCUGUUCUGACGAACUGCAACGCCAGCCUAGCGGAUUAUUGGAUUGCGUUGAUGGACAAUGGACAAUGAACAUGAACCUGAACAUGUGGCAAUUGGCGGGUGCCAGUUCCCAAAAUGAUAAAUCUGCCUCGAGAAUGGGACCUUGCACUUGGCCGUGGAGAUUCGUUCCGAUAUGGUUGGAAAGGGUGACUUACGAUGUAAUCUCAGGACUUCUCCGUCCGAAUGGUAUAAAGGCCUUUGUUAUCCCGCAAGGACUCGUUCUUUUUCCGCCAUUUCCGUUUUCCUCCUUAUUCCUUACCUACCCUUGUCCUUUGUGUGCUCUCCGUUGGGAUAAGCGAUCCCCCACUCAUGACAGAGUCGGUUAUCAACUCUCAAGACAUCCGACAGUACUGGAGUACGCAGGACAGGGUCAAUCACUGGGUCGAAGAGCAUCAUGGAUUAAUCUUCAAUUCCCCAAACAUCCCUCCCUCUGAAUUGGAUGGUGAGGAUGGUGCCCUCUCUUGUGGUGUUUCCGAAGUAGAGAGCUCUCAUUCGCUUCCUCCGAAGCUGAUGCUACGUUACCCCGACGGUAAAGAAAUCCCAAUUCCUCAUCCUUCGAGUCCAAAGGACGGAGGCUCUCGAAACCCAAGUCUAGGAAAGGAUUCGAGCCCAGGACUACAUUCUUCGCAUCGUUCUAGGUCGGGCUCAGCUCCUUCAGGACAUUCCCUAAAUCAUCCCACAUCGCCACAUUCCGAUCACCAUGUGAGGGAACGGGAACGAUUGAGAUCGCGUUCUCCUGAAGAAAUCCGAAUUCUUCCCUCUGACCAUGCCCCAGAAACCAUGAUACACGACGGUUCCCGCAAUGGCAGUCAUGCGUCUCAUCAUUCCAAUCGCACCCGUUCACGUUCGUUACCCCGAGACGCCUCUCUUCAGGAGGAAAUCCAUAUCGACGAGCCUCUGCCCUCACCCCCACAUUCUCAUUCUUCACGCAUUCACGGCGCAGCAUACCCCAGUCCUCUAGGACCUCCCAUAAAAGUACUAAGGACACCGCCACCCGAUCCCAAACUCAAUUUCGCGCGUUCGCAACCUACUGCAUGGCAUCCAUAUACCAACGGCUCGAGGAUGGCACCGUUGUCCAUGAACCCUCACCGCCAUGUUCACCAUCCGAAACACAUGCCGCCCGCAAUUAUCUAUGCCCCGUCAAACAAUUCCCGCAAUCAUUAUAACCCACCCGCAAUAUAUUCCUACCCUCCGAAUUUCGGACCUGAUGGGGUCAUGUAUAGUCACUCUAUUCCACCUGCGCGGAUGUAUCAUCAUGCGGGAGGGACAUAUCCUUCGGCAGCAAGGGGAGUACCGUCUUCUGCGGGGCAUCAUCCACCUCCACAACCUUACCCAUCCCAUCCCUCAAAAGAUCGCACGGAGGAGCGGCAUCGUGGGUCAGUUGAUGAGAAGCAGCAUGCCCAGGUCUCGCGAGGAACGAACGGGAGUAGCAAGAGUAAAAAGUCAAGUAAAAGCAGGAAAUCCGGUCACGAUCGGUCGAAAUCCCUACCACUACAGGAAACAUUCAAAACGCCGGCCGAAACGCCAGCGCGCCCGCCGUCACCGUCUGGCAGUGACGCCUCAGGAAGUACGUAUUAUGUCCUUCCAACUAGGAAGCAGAAAGUCCAUGUUUUGCGCCCAAACCAAGCAGCUGGCUCAAUACAUACUGCCACAUCUUCUACCAAGUCACCAACAACUCCCGUUUCACCGACAGGCAGUCUCAAAAAACCUCUUUUUGCUCGUUUACGAGGAUUAGCUGAACGACUCUCCUCUGGGGGAUCAGACAAAAGUCUUCGUAGGCGACACUCGACAGGGAAUUCUAGUUCGAGCCAAGAGAAGCCAGCUCCUGGACGGUCAUGAUCUUACAGGGUUGGGAAGGCCGGUAUCUUUAUGGGGUGUCUGUAAUCUGUAAUGUGCCUGGACGUGAGGCAAGCUCGUUAUAGUUUGCUCCAGGCGGAGCGAAAACCUUACUAUGUCUGGCAUAGGAGCCGGACGCUCGUUUUUUCCGGUUCGUAACCCUAUCCACACCUAUCCACUGCUUUUCGCUUUUUAUUACCUUUCUUUCGACUGCACAAGGGACACUUUUCUACAGUAUCCAUUGGCGAUCUCGUCAAUUUUCUACCGCUUCAAUCUGACCCUCACGUUCAUUUCGCGAAAUGAAAUCAUUAGCACUCGUUGUUUCUUCCGGUUUCUGUUCUUUUUCUGAUGAUCUCCCUGGUUCUCACCAAUAGCUGUAUCAUACGUGUCCUUCCAUCGUACCCUCUUUCCCCAGCUGAGGAACCUCUUUGUUUGAUCACUUAUCUCCGUACCUGGUCCCUUUUCAUUACCAUCCGAGUUUUCCCUUCUAUUCACGGCUUUUAGUAGGUAUAUGGUCUUGUCUUCCCCCAGCGUUCUCGUUCCGUUUCCCCAAUGUUGUUGUACCGUAAUGUACAAUGCUUCUUCACUCUUCUUCACUCAAUGUACACUACUACAUUACUACAUCUCUCUGUCAUCAUAUAGUCAGCUAGAAAAUUUAGAUGCGGUGAUUAGAGAUACGUUAUCC